This is a messenger RNA of Penicillium cinerascens, 597 nucleotides long. RefSeq lists its product as uncharacterized. Bases 1 to 597 code for a protein of 198 amino acids. The transcript is spliced from 2 exons. The record is from RefSeq and is a predicted model, not a curated record. Lineage: Eukaryota; Fungi; Ascomycota; Eurotiomycetes; Eurotiales; Aspergillaceae.
AUGUCAUGGAGUGAUGUAUGGAAAGCUGAGCCGUUUAAGUGCAAGCCCGACCUUAUUCAGCCUGUUGAUGCUUGGCACUACAGCCCAGCAAUCACCGAGGAGCAGGACUCUGUAUCUCCAACCUACUCGACGGCACGGUUUCUACGGGACUCCGGUGUCGAUUGCAUUGACUCCGCUUCUUGCAAAUGGCACAGAGACCAAUCUUACUUGAUAAGGCAUGCUGAUUUCAGCUCGCUUGAAAACACGCAAUACACCAUCACAGUACCGACAAGUCAAGGGAAUGUCAUUAUACCUCAGCUGGGUGGCAAGCUGUCGUUCAAUGACCGCGAUUCUAAAUUCCAUGUUGCGGAUUACGAUCUUGGCCGCAUGAAUUUGGUUUACUCGUCUGCAGAGAUCUUCACUUGGGCUCGGGGUGCCGGACUGACACGUUUGGUGAUUCUGUAUGGCGAUGCAUGCGAAAUGCAUGAGCUCGCUUUAUCCCGCCAUAUUGGGAAUCCAUCCGUUGUCAAGGGAAGCAAUGUUACGAUCCGUCAGAUGAAUGCCACAUGUGUGAUACAAUGGGCCGUCAGCCCGAUCGCCGUUCACUUGGACACGUAA